GUCUGGCGCGCGAGCCCUGCGCGCAGCGCAUGCGCCGAGCCGGCGGCGCGGACUAGGGCUUGUUCCGCUGCGCGCUGCCGCCGCCUCUCCUUCCUCUCCGGGGCGCUUCCGGGACGCCGAGGCCAGUUCCGGAAGAGCCGACCGCGGCUUUUUCUGCCUCCCUCCGCUCCCGUGACCUUCCCGCGCCACCGACUCGGCCGGCGCCCGCGGAGGGCCUUCCCCGCCCACGCUGCGCGCCUGUCACUCAGAGCGCGCGCCGCGCCCCAGGAGCCAAUCAGCAGCCGCCGCAAGCGACCAUGUCGGAGUCCGGGCACAGCCAGCCUGGGCUCUACGGGGCGGAGCGGCGGCGCCGGUGGAAGGAGCCUGGUGCCAGCGGCCCUCAGAACCUCUCUGGACCUGGCGGUCGGGAGAGAGACUACAUCGCGCCCUGGGAGAGAGAGAGACGGGACGGCAGCGAGGACCCCAGCACUAACGUCAUGCAGAAGACCCCCAUCAUCCUCUCGAAGCCCCCAGCUGAGCGGUCAAAGCAGCCGCCGCCCAGCACCGCCCCGGCCCCUCCACCGGCCCCGGCCCCGCUGGAGAAGCCCAUUGUGCUCAUGAAGCCUCGAGAGGAGGGCAAGGGGCCUGCGGCUGGCACAGGGUCCACCACCCCUGAGGGCACCACCCCAUCGCCCCCCACGGCCGCCACGCCUCCCAAAGGGGAGAAGGAGGGACAGAGGCCCACGCAGCCUGUGUACCAGAUUCAGAACCGGGGCAUGGGCACUGCCACGCCAACCGCCAUGGACCCUGUGGUGGGCCAGGCCAAGCUCCUGCCCCCGGAGCGCAUGAAGCACAGCAUCAAGCUGGUGGACGACCAGAUGAACUGGUGUGACAGCGCUAUUGAGUACCUGCUGGAUCAGACUGACGUGCUGGUGGUCGGUGUCCUGGGCCUCCAGGGGACAGGCAAGUCCAUGGUCAUGUCGCUGCUGUCAGCAAACACCCCAGAGGAAGACCAGAGGGCCUAUGUGUUCCGGGCCCAGAGCGCUGAGAUGAAGGAGCGAGGGGGCAACCAGACCAGUGGCAUCGACUUCUUCAUCACCCAGGAGCGGAUUGUCUUCCUGGACACACAGCCCAUCCUCAGCCCAUCCAUCCUGGACCACCUCAUCAAUAACGACCGCAAACUGCCCCCCGAGUACAACCUCCCUCACACCUAUGUGGAAAUGCAGUCCCUGCAGGUAGCGGCCUUCCUCUUCACCGUGUGCCAUGUGGUGAUCGUCGUGCAGGACUGGUUCACGGACCUCAGCCUGUACCGGUUCUUGCAGACGGCAGAGAUGGUGAAGCCGUCCACCCCGUCCCCCAGCCACGAGUCCAGCAGCUCCGCGGGCUCCGACGACGGCACCGAGUACUACCCCCACGUUGUCUUCCUGCAGAACAAGGCGCGCAGAGAGGACUUCUGCCCCCGCAAGCUGCGCCAGAUGCACCUGAUGAUCGACCAGCUCAUGGCCCACUCCCACCUGCGCUACAAGGGGACGCUGUCCAUGCUACAGUGUAACAUCUUCCCUGGGCUGCCGCCCGACUUCCUGGACACCGAGGUCAACCUGUUCCUGGUGCCCUUCAUGGACAGUGAAGCCGAGAGCGAGAACCCCCCGAGAGCAGGGCCCGGCUCCAGCCCCCUCUUCUCCCUGCUGCCCGGGUACCGCGGCCACCCCAGCUUCCAGUCGUUGGUGAGCAAGCUCCGCAGCCAGGUGAUGUCCAUGGCACGGCCGCAGCUGUCGCACACCAUCCUCACCGAGAAGAACUGAAAUUUAGGGCAUGGUAGUUCAUGCCUGUAGUCCCGGCCACCACAAGAGCCUUAGCGGGAGGAUCACUGCGCCUUCCAGGCCAGCCUGGUGUACACAGGGAGACCCUGCCUAGAAACAGAUUAGACUCAAAGCACGCGUCGCUCAGCUGAGUCACGUCCUGACUGCUGCUGCUUCCAGCUGGAAGGUCAGUGAGCCUGGCGGAGCUGGGAGAUGUGCUUAAGGCUGAGUGCCCCAAGAGUCCCGCUAGUGCUGGCCCUCCUCCCUGCCUGGCACGCUCCCCUACGCUGCGCCCACCCGCUGCCAGGCCUGUGUGUAACCCACAGGGGAGCAGCACCCAAUGGGCCUGCUGGGAGAGAGCCAGGAACCAGAGCAGGGUGGCCUGGGGCGGUCCCCACUCAUGCCCUGCUGUCACUGAGGUGGUUGGGAGCACGACCGGAGCACGGAGCACUCAGGGCAGAGCUUGGUCCUGCCGUUGGCUGAAGCAGGCCAUACCGCAGAGCCCAGCCCUUCAUCCGAGCCCCGUCCUCAGCCUCCCACGGAAAGCAGGACCACCCUGUCAGGGUGGGCACCGUGGCUGUGGGCUGGGGACUUCCUUGGGCCUCAGCGUCCGUCCACUCUGACAGCAGCCCUCCCUCCCCCAGGUUCCACUACGCAGCCCGGAUCUGGGAUGGGGUGAAGAAGUCCUCAGCCCUAGCCGAGUACAGCCGCCUGCUGGCCUGAGGCCCACACAGGAGAGGCGCUCCUGUCCGUGGGCCGUCUGUGGACAGCCAGGCCACACAGCCAUCCCCCAGCCGGGAGCAGAGCGCAGGCCUGCAGAGGGCUUGUAGCAUCCUGCCAGAUGUGAGGUGCUGGAGGCCAGUUCCCCUCUCUAAUGGGGCUGUCGGGGUGACCAAGAGAUCAGCCUGCCAUGAGCAGCCCUUCCCAGGUCUCCACAGAGACAGGCAGCAGGAGACAGGGGAGUCCCAGGAAGCCUUCCCUGGGGAAGGGCUGGGCGCAGCUUCAAAUAAAGGUGGUCACAGGCCCCUGUGCUGGCUUCUUCCCCUCCUGGAAUCAUCUGGGACACGGGGCAGCUGGUCCCGUCUCUAGAGCCCUCAAAGGACAGCUCCUGUCUUAGGCCGAAGGGUAGAUUGUCCGGUGCAGCGGCUCGGCCUAUAUGCCCAGCGGUAGCUGAAAACAGGAGGAUCAGGAGUUCAGGGCCAGCCUUGGCCUAGCCUCAGAAAACAAAGCAGACAUGCCGGGGCUGUGGAAGCGGCUCUGCUUGCCCUUGGCCCUCUUGCCCUGUGGACCCACUGAUUCUCCUUCAGGCCCCAGGCGCUGUGUGUGCCCUCCUUUGCUCGUUUGCACAUGGCAGUCUGCUUCCCAAAGCAGGUCUCCAGGUGAGCCCGGAGCCCAGCCGGUCCUUUCACCACAGCACUCCAGCCUGCCUGGCCGUACCGUGCACCCUGGAGCCACAACCGUUCUGUCCGGUCAUGGCCAAGGAGCACAGUGCGGGCAGGCCCCGUGGGGAGUCUGCAGGUGUGCAGAGAGUGAGGUUGGGGUUGGGGAGCCCCGAGACUCGGGGCUCACUGGCACUCGCUUCCCCUCUGGGUUCUUGCUUCGUGCAGAUGAUUUGUUUUCUUUUAGCAAAGACUUUUCUGCUUUACAAACAGUGGAGAGUGGUGCAGCACCCUGCACUGGCCACACACACCUUUGCACACACGCCUUUGCGCAGGACCUCCGUGUCACCCGCAGUGUUCCCUGAGUUGCCUGCGUUGUCCUCAAGAUGAAGACACCGUCUCUCUGUGGAGCUGCCCCGGCCGGGUGGGCCUUUCCUCUUAGCUCUGCUCUGCCUUCCUGGCCUCUGCCUGUAACCAACACCGACGCCCCAUGACGGCCCCUCCCAGAAGAGCCCGGGGACGCACCCUGUGCCUGCUUUCGCAUCUUCAGUCCGGAGAGACUGGUGUGUGACCUUCAGAUGGCCCUCAGGCCUGGGCCCUCACCUGCCUGCUCCCAGCUGGAACCCUCCUGCUGCCCUCUCCACCCAGGGUGGCCCAGCUCUUCCCUGCCAAAGCCACAGCUCACGCCACACACGGGAACGCGUGCCCUGAGUCCCGGUGCUCACAGCCCGCUGGAGACUUGAGGGUGCUGUGAGAUCAGAGCCUGUCUCAGGGACCUGAGAAGACACCAACCUGAGCUCGUCCUGGCUGCAGGGGGUGGGAGGAGCAGGAAGCCUGCACCACCCAGCCUGGGCAGGCAGCUGUGUGCCCUGCUGCUGGGUGGGCUCCAUGGGCAGCACAGUGCGUCUGGGGAUGGUGAGGGAGGUGCCGUGUGUGCCAGGGCAGUGCCAGCAGAGGUGCCCAUCAGCGGUGUCGCGUUUGUGGAGGGCUGGUUGAGUGUGACAGGAGUCGGGUGAUGACUUCAGAGCUGGGUGUGAAGCCAGGUCCCCGGCACUCCCUCUGGCGGGUUGAGCACUGGCCAUGGGGCUGCGGAGAGCUCAGGGGUGGCCGGGUGAGCACCAGAGGCGCCUCCUGGUUCUCGGCUAGUGGACGUCAGGUGUAACCACCGCCAGCAGGGCGAUGGAGACGCUGCCCACUGCCUGGCCCACUGGCCGCUGCCUUUCUUACCCUCUAGGGAGCAGAGUGUGUGGCUAAGGAUGCCAGCCCUGGAACCAGGCUGCCUCUGUUCAGAUCCCAGCCCUGCCAACUGCACGUGACCCUGGGCAAGGGACCAGACCUCUUUGGGCAUGUCUCUCUGUGAAGCAAGGUUUCUGACCGGUGCCUCUGCUGCCAGCUCCUCAGAGCCUUGGCUUGGCAAAUUUCCUCGUGGCUGACCAGGGCAAGAUGGCCAGCUGUUGGGAAAUGGUACUGGGCAUCUGCCUAGAAUUCCCCAGUGAGGGGCUGGGGUGUGGCUCAGUGGCAGAGCAUUGGAGAGGCACCCGGUUUACUUUUUCUUCUCGAUAAGUAAAUAAAGAAUGAUGAUAAUCACA
Meriones unguiculatus (Mongolian gerbil) is the source of this 4746-nucleotide messenger RNA. It is a transcript of the gene Smg9, whose product is annotated as SMG9 nonsense mediated mRNA decay factor. Gene Ontology annotation, biological process: nuclear-transcribed mRNA catabolic process, nonsense-mediated decay. The transcript has 14 exons. The record is from RefSeq and is a predicted model, not a curated record. Lineage: Eukaryota; Metazoa; Chordata; Mammalia; Rodentia; Muridae. Bases 297 to 1781 code for a protein of 494 amino acids.